Messenger RNA from Nothobranchius furzeri (turquoise killifish), 962 nucleotides. It is a transcript of the gene hmgn1a, whose product is annotated as high mobility group nucleosome binding domain 1a. The record is from RefSeq and is a predicted model, not a curated record. Lineage: Eukaryota; Metazoa; Chordata; Actinopteri; Cyprinodontiformes; Nothobranchiidae. Gene Ontology annotation, molecular function: nucleosomal DNA binding. Gene Ontology annotation, cellular component: chromatin; nucleus.
AAGGGAUGAAUUAUACCAAAUAGAGGUGUCCAAUCCGGUUUGAGCUAGUUCUGGUACUGGCUGGACCUAAAGUCAUGUUACACAUACACACUCCUCUGUAACAGGCUCUGGUGUGCGGCUCGGCUGGUCCUUUUCUUCUAUAGAUUUGCUAAAAUUAUCAGCAGUUUUCCCUAUUGGCUCCGCCGCAUAAACUAGAUCACAAUGGGAAGGAAAAAGGCAACCUCUGAUGCAGAUGCAGGUACAGAGCCAAGGCGAAAAUCCCAACGGUUGUCAGAGAAAGAGACGCCAACAAAACCAGAGCCAGAAAAGAAAAAGGCACCUCCGAAGACCAAGAAGGUGAAGGAGGUAAAGGCCAAAGCAGAGGAGAAGAAGGAGGAAGCACAGCCAGAGAAAGAAAGUCCUGCAGAAAACGGAGAAACUAAAGAUGAGGAGGCUGCAGGAGUAGAUGAAGCUGACGACAAGGAGGACACCGCUGAGGAGGAGGCGAAAGCAGCAGAAUAGCUGGCUUACCUCUUUUUGUUGUAAAAUGCAGAGAGUAUUUUAGCUACUAUUUUCUAAAGACCGCAUUGUUUUUAGGGGUGAGAUUGCUUUUUAAUUUUUUAUGACAAUAUCAAUUAAAAGUAUAAAGCUUUUGUAAAGGGAGAGUUUCCAUAAUUGUGUUUUUGUUCUUUUCACACCUUGUCUUUGAGGAUUUUGUCUUCACCGGGACUGUUGGGGGUUCGCUCUACUUUCACAGGAAGUGGAUGUGUUUGGUUGUUUUCUUUUACUUGAGAAGAAUCAGAGUUCAGCCGUGCUUUAAGCUAAGUGCUUCUUAAGAGUUAGUAAUUGUUUAUCUUGUCAUCUCGGAUAGCUGUGUGGUUUGAGAAUUCCUCUACCCAUGUACAAUUUCCUUUUUUUAAUAAAUGUUUUUUGUUAUGGAUGGUAUAAAUUCCAAUUAAAGCGGGGAAUUUUUUUGUAGUGUU